UGUACACAUAAACUAAUGCACAUAUAAUUGUGUGCACAUUGCUUUGUGACCGUCCAUUACUCGUCGAAUCAACAAAACAAAAAAGACUGCCAUUAAAGCCAUCUAAGUGUUGUUUUUUUUUUAAAAGAAUCAAAUAUAAAAUGUUCAUUAAGCAAUCUUAAUUUUAAUUACUCAAUACGGUCUGGUCUCAUGUGAAAACUGGCGUUCACAGCAUGUGACGGUCACGUCUCCAGUCUCAAACCCACGCGUCAGUAACCCACGUCGUCCGCUCACCAACUUUUACUCCUUCAUCUUCUCUAUAUAUAAAUCCAACUAAACUUCAUAUUCGCUCUCUUUUAUUUCUAAAAAUCUCACCAGUUUCAAACUUUGUUUCCCCACAAAAAUUCCCCACACGACAACGAAAUCAAAACUCUUUAAAGAAAAAAGAAACCCCACAACAACUCCAUUUAUAGCUUUCUUCAUUUCUUUGUCUAAUUAAAGAAAAUAUGGUUAUAGCUGCAGAAACUCAUCACCGGAGACUCAAUUUCGCCGCCUACUUAAGCACCGAUCUAGCCACCGACGAUGAAGAACAGAUUCAUGGUGAUGAUGUCAUCAACCCCACUAGUACCAGCAUCAACAACAACCAACAACAUCAAACCAAAACUAGCGGCGAUUCGUCUCCAAACCAGGUCCCAUCUCCAUGGAAUCAGACUUACUCUCCGUACUACACCGACACAACAACAACAACAACACCAACGAUGUCUCCCUCUCCAUGGAACCAGACUUACUCUCCUUAUUACCAGUCUCCUUGGAUCCACCAAACCGGAAACAUAGAUAAUGAUUCAGACAACGGUUUGAUCGGUACGAUCGUGAGGCAAGAAGGUCAUGUCUACUCCUUAGCUGCUUCUGGAGAUCUUCUAUACACCGGAUCCGAUUCAAAAAACAUUCGUGUCUGGAAAGAUCUCAAGGACUUCGCCGGUUUUAAAUCAACAAGUGGUUCAGUCAAAGCAAUUGUAAUAACCGGAAAUAACCGGAUUUUCACCGGUCAUCAAGACGGUAAAAUCCGAAUCUGGAGAGGUUCUAAGAAAAGAACCGGAGUAUAUUCACGAAUCGGGAGCUUACCGAGUAGGAAAGAGUUUCUAACCAAAUCGGUUAACCCGAAGAACUACGUCGAGGUACGUCGCCAUAAAAACGUUCUGAAGAUACGUCACUACGACGCCGUUUCGUGUCUAAGCUUAAACGAAGAACUCGGUUUACUCUACUCCGGUUCGUGGGACAAAACUCUCAAAGUCUGGAGACUCUCCGACUCCAAAUGCCUAGAAUCAAUUCAAGCUCACGACGACGCCGUCAACACCGUCGCCGCCGGAUUCGACGACUUGCUAUUCACCGGAUCCGCCGACGGGACUUUAAAAGUGUGGAAACGCGAGCUUAAAGGGAAGGGGACGAAGCAUUUUCUAGUAAACGUGUUGAUGACGCAAGAGAACGCUGUGACGGCGUUAGCUGUUAAUUUAACGGCGCGUGUUGUUUACUGUGGAAGUUCAGACGGUUCCGUUAAUUUUUGGGAAGGGAAGAAAUAUCUUUCUCACGGCGGGAUUCUCCGUGGUCACCGUAUGGCGGUGCUCUGCCUCGCCGCAGCCGGGAGUCUGGUGCUGAGCGGCGGAGCGGAUAAGAAUAUUUGUGUGUGGAGGAGGAACGGCGAUGGGACGCAUUCGUGUCUCUCGGUGUUGAUGGAUCAUGUGGGACCCGUCAAGUGUUUAACGGCUGUGGAAGAGGCGGAGGGAGAUGGAGAUGGGAGAUGGAUAGUGUACAGUGGAAGCUUGGAUAAAUCGGUGAAGGUGUGGCGCGUGACGGAGACGGCGUCACCGUUGAUUGGCUGAGAGAUGUCUCGAGGAGGAGAAGAGGUUACGCGGCGUUUUAGCGCGUGGGAUGAGACUACGGGGAAAAAGAAUGUUCCGCGGGAUAUGUGGUUCUUGUCUUUGUGGUCAAGACGAGUUUUAUGGCCGGCAAAAGGAAACAGAUCUUACGACCAAUAGUAGACUGCCACGUCAUGAAGUAUCUAAAAGGUUUAGAAUGUUUUUUUUUUCUAUUUUAUUCGAUGCUUCAAUGUAAACUGCACAUAUUUGAAUUACGUUUGAUAAAGAAACAUAAGCGGUGGGAAUGAUUCUGCUAUGUUCAGAAAAGGGCACUAACCCGUAUAUUAUUUGAUUUAUUUCAUUGUUUUAAUAUCAAAGUUAUCUAUAUUAUUAAAGUUGAAAUGCAUUUUGGAGAUGUUUGGAAACAAGUAUAGUAUUCUAAAUGAAAUCUGUUUAGA
Molecule: messenger RNA, 2290 nt
Organism: Eruca vesicaria subsp. sativa (arugula)
Lineage: Eukaryota; Viridiplantae; Streptophyta; Magnoliopsida; Brassicales; Brassicaceae
Source: the annotation of a GenBank genome assembly